AUGCUCAAGAACGGAGUAGAGAUGGAUCGGAGAAGGCUUGACUUCAGUGAUGAGUCGAGUGAUGAUGGCCAUGACAAUGGUUAUCUGGGGUUCCAUGAGCAUAAUUCCAGGAGAGUGGGCACAUACGAAAGAGAAGUAGGCAAGAGGAGUGAAAACCUCAUUUCAUCAAGGCAUCAUGCUUGUGGUGGAGGUUACACCGGGGAGGUAGACUCAGUGGGCAAAAAGAGUCAUAAUGUGGCUCAACAAGAGAAUAGAGGCAAUAGUAGACUGGACACACCGGUGUCCAUUGAAGGUAAAGAUCCCCACUACAGCUCUGAGUAUUUUGAGGCCUCAGAUUCUGAAGAGUUUGAGGAGAAGUUGGCAUCUCUAAGGUUCCUUAUUCUUGAGGCUGAGGAGGAGCUGAGGAACAUCAUUCGGGGAAGAAUCGAAAAGCACCUUGAGGCGAAUAAAGAAGCCAAUGAAAGGAAAAGGGAAAUGAAAAGAAGGAAAAGAGAGGUAUUGGGGGAAAUUAAUAAAGAAGAAAGCAAGGAGGGAAAUUCACCCGAGAUUUCUCAAGAGGAUUCGGAUUCAAGGAGAGAAAAGAUAGAAAGUUUUGCAGAUUUCGAAACGUCUAUGUUUCCCUAUAAGUCAAAGAACGGGAUAAAGUCUUACAUCUGCCCAUAUGAGGGGUGCACCAUGGAGCUUCCCACAUUGAGCAGGAUCAAAAGACAUUAUAUAGUCCAUACGAAGUUGAGGCCAUUCAAAUGUCUGAAUAAAGAUUGCAAUAAGAGAUUCUCCAGAAAGGAUAACAUGCUGCAGCAUUACAAGAUCCAUUGUAGUUACAGUAAUUAUAGAUGA
Messenger RNA from Encephalitozoon romaleae SJ-2008, 837 nucleotides. RefSeq names its product putative transcriptional activator. NCBI's taxonomy places the organism in Eukaryota, Fungi, Microsporidia, Unikaryonidae. Gene Ontology annotation, molecular function: DNA-binding transcription factor activity, RNA polymerase II-specific; RNA polymerase II cis-regulatory region sequence-specific DNA binding. Gene Ontology annotation, cellular component: PcG protein complex; transcription regulator complex. The record is from RefSeq and is a predicted model, not a curated record. Bases 1 to 837 code for a protein of 278 amino acids. The transcript has a single exon. Gene Ontology annotation, biological process: regulation of transcription by RNA polymerase II.